Messenger RNA from Danaus chrysippus (African queen), 1134 nucleotides. NCBI's taxonomy places the organism in Eukaryota, Metazoa, Arthropoda, Insecta, Lepidoptera, Nymphalidae. The record is from the annotation of a GenBank genome assembly.
AUGUCAAUAUGUCAGGAUCUCGGCCUUAACUUCCAACAGAGAAUGGGCGCAAAUAUAUCGCAGCUAGAAAGAGAUAUUGGGUCAGAGCAGUUUCCACCGAACGAGCAUUAUUUUGGUUUAGUUAAUUUUGGUAACACAUGCUACAGUAAUUCUGUUUUACAAGCCCUGUACUUCUGUAGACCAUUUAGAGACAGAGUACUAGAAUACAAAGCUAAGAACAAGAGAACCAAGGAGACUCUACUAACAUGCUUAGCGGAUUUGUUUUAUAGCAUCGCAACACAGAAGAAGAAAGUAGGAUCAAUUGCACCUAAAAAAUUUAUAGCUAGAUUAAGAAAAGAAAAAGAAGAAUUUGAUAAUUAUAUGCAACAGGAUGCACAUGAAUUUCUUAAUUUUCUUAUAAACCACAUCAAUGAAAUAAUAUUGGCUGAAAGAAAUCAAAGCUCAUUGAAAUUACAAAAACCUGAUGGUGUGAAAGAGAAUGUCACCUGUAAUGGAAGUAUACCACAGAACACUGAGCCGACGUGGGUUCAUGAGAUAUUCCAGGGAACCCUAACUAGCGAGACGAGGUGUCUGAACUGUGAAACUGUCAGCAGUAAGGACGAACACUUCUUUGAUUUACAGGUAGAUGUUGACCAGAAUACAAGUAUAACACACUGUCUCAAGUGCUUCAGUGAUACCGAAACCCUUUGUAACGACAACAAAUUCAAAUGUGACAACUGCAGCAGCUAUCAAGAGGCACAGAAACGUAUGAGGGUGAAAAAAUUGCCUCUGAUACUAGCAUUACAUUUGAAGAGAUUCAAAUAUAUGGAACAAUAUAAUAGGCAUAUCAAAGUGUCACAUAGAGUGGUGUUCCCGCUUGAGUUGCGACUUUUUAACACGUCAGAUGAUGCUGUAAACCCUGACCGUUUGUACGACUUGGUGGCUGUUGUGGUUCACUGUGGCUCGGGACCAAACCGUGGACAUUACAUCAGCAUUGUCAAGAGUCAUGGGUUCUGGCUACUGUUUGAUGAUGAUAUGGUUGAUAAAAUUGAUGCAUCAGCUAUAGAAGACUUCUACGGCCUAACUUCUGAUAUACAAAAGUCAUCGGAGACAGGAUAUAUACUUUUCUACCAAUCAAGAGAUGCUAGUUGUUAA